Molecule: messenger RNA, 1872 nt
Organism: Chaetomium strumarium
Lineage: Eukaryota; Fungi; Ascomycota; Sordariomycetes; Sordariales; Chaetomiaceae
Product: glycoside hydrolase family 2 protein
Exons: 6
Coding region: 1-1872 (623 amino acids)
Biological process (GO): carbohydrate metabolic process
Molecular function (GO): hydrolase activity, hydrolyzing O-glycosyl compounds
Source: RefSeq, a predicted model, not a curated record
AUGUUUACCGUCUCGCGCUUCUCUCUUCUGCUAUGGUCCCUGCUUCUGCCAUGGGUUGCCGGGGCCGCAGCGCCAUACCAGGCGCUCGCACCUCCGCUCGAUACGCCAUUCACCGAGCAGGCACGGACCAAGCCUUGGCCCGAGUACCCACGCCCGCAGCUCCGUCGAGAUGUCUGGCAAUCCCUGAAUGGCAUCUGGACCUACCAGCCUGCGCAGGGGGGCGGUGAUGCCGGGAACCCGCCUGCGCUGCCUCUGGCUCAGGAGGUCCUCAUUCCGUCCUGCAUCGAGAGCGGAAUUUCAGGCAUCAUGGACACUAGCGGCAUUACCCAUAUGUGGUUUGGUACAAACUUCACAGUCCCAUCCCGCUGGGCAAAAGGUCGUCGGGUCUUGCUCAACUUUGAGGCGGUCGACUACGAGGCCACUGUGUUUGUCAACGGCGCCAAGGUCGGCUUCAACCGCGGCGGCUACUCGCGCUUCAGUCUCGACAUCACCGCCAACCUCGUCGAAGGCAACAAUGAGCUACAUGUCUUUGUCUUCGAUCCGACUGAUGACCAGAGCAUCCCACAAGGAAAGCAGACCAAGCGGCUCUCUCAUAUCUUCUACACUCCCUGCACGGGUAUCUGGCAGACAGUGUGGCUCGAGAGUGUGCCAGAUAACUACGUCGCGGGCCUGGAUGUGGCGGCCGACAUGAACGGAAAAGGCGACUGCUUCUUACUCCCCACUCCAGUUACCGUCAUCGUCCACAGCCGCACGAAGCAGGCUACUCCGGUCCAAGUCUCAGUUGAAGAUGCCGAUGGUGAUAGGGUUGCCCUUCAUCAGCACGCAUCGGAUGAGGAAUUCACCUUCACCAUUCCGUCGCCGAAGCUCUGGUCCCCAGACUCGCCUACGCUGUACAACAUCACCGUGACGAUGGGGUCUGACAAGGUCAAGAGCUACACUGGCUUCCGCACCAUCUCCACAGGAGUGGUCAACGGCAUCAAGCGGCCACUGCUCAACGGCGAGUUCGUCUUCCUGUUUGGCCCUCUUGACCAGGGAUACUGGCCCGACGGUUUGUACACUCCGCCGACUCAUGAAGGGAUGGUCUAUGAUCUCCAACUCAUCAAGAAGCUUGGUAUGAAUAUGGUCCGCAAGCACAUCAAGAUCGAGCCGGAUCUGUUCUACGAAGCCUGCGACCGCCUCGGCCUCAUGGUCAUCCAAGAUAUGCCCUCCAUGCGACAGUACACCAACGCGCGGCCGACGGACGCCGAGCAAGCAGAGUUUGAGCGCCAACUUGAAAUCAUGGUUAACGAGCACAAGAGCUAUCCCAGCAUUGUUACAUGGGUCAUCUACAACGAGGGAUGGGGCCAGAUCACUGACUACUUCCCGGAGUUUGGCAUCACGGACCGCAUCCGCAAGCUGGACCCAACCCGCCUGGUCAACGCGGUCACGGGAUGGUUUGAUCAUGGAGCUGGCGACUUUUCGGACAACCAUCACUACGCCGAUCCCCAAUGCGGCACACCCUUCUACUCACUCGCCUCCUCGCCCUACGAUCCGAACCGUAUCGGAUUCCAAGGCGAGUUCGGCGGGAUCGGCCAUCGCCCGGAGGACGCCAAUCUGUGGCCCGUCCCCGAAGCAGUCAACACGAUCAACCAGACGUACGAGAUCCACGAGGGCCUCGAGUCGUACCACUACCGCGCGCACGUGCUGCUGGAGCUGCUCCGCCAGCAGGUCGAGCGCUACGCCUGCUCGGGCGCCGUCUACACCCAGACCACCGACGUCGAGGGCGAGGUCAACGGGCUCAUGACCUAUGAUCGCCGCUGGGUGCGCGUCGACGUUGAGGCCUGGCAGAGGGAUAUCAAGGCGCUGUUUGAGACCGCGAAGAAGAGGCGCUGA